AUGCCCAGCGACUCCUUCAAAAUCAUCGCCGUCAUAGGUGCCACGGGAAACCAGGGCUCGUCCGUGGCGAAGACUUUCGCUGCAUUGCCUCACUGGCGAGUGAGAUGCAUCACUCGGAACGUCGAAUCCGAAAAGGCCAAAGAGCUCCACAAGCUAGGAUGCGAGCUGGUCCAAGGCGAUCUCGAUGACGAAUCGAGCCUGCUCAAAGCCUUUCAAGACGUUCACGCGGUCUUCGUCAACACUGAUUUUUGGGGACAAUAUCGUGAGGGCUUACAGUCCAACAGACCGCACGAUGAGGUUUGCAAAGCGAGUUACGACAUGGAAGUUCGACACGGGAUCAACGCUUUUCGAGCUGCUGCUAAAAUCCCCACCAUUGAGCGAUACGUCUAUUCCGCUCUUGGUCCAAUGAAACGGGCCAGUCAUGGAAAGUACACCAAAUCCUUUCACUGGGAGACAAAGGCGGCCAUUGUCGAUUUCAUCUGCUCUCAACACAAUGAUCAAGAGCUGUCCAGUCUCGCCGAAAAAUCCUCGCUGAUCUAUGUUGGAUGUUUCACCACCAACGUAUUCCUUAGACCUCAGCUAGAUCCCAAGGACGGCAGUUACAAGGUCGUUUACCCUGGUCCUGCGACUACGACUUUCCCCAUCAUUGACCCAUGUCGUUCAACAGGCCCGUUCGUUCGAGCUCUCGUAGAGGAUAAAGCUCCAGGUGCUCGACUUUUGGCUUGCGACGAGGAACUCACUCUGAAAGAGUGCUUUGACCUCUGGUCUAAUUAUACUGGCAAAUCAUACACCUUUCGACAAGUCACCUUGGAGGAGAUGCACGAGAUCACUGGUAAACCAUACGAGAUCUUGCACGGCGCUGCUUUCUUGGCAGAGUAUGAGUAUACUGCAGGAGUACCACGAGCGAUCAAGCCCGAAGAUCUCAAACAUAGACCCAAGACGGAUUCAUACGAGGAUUUUGUAAAGAGGCAGACGAUGGGCUUUCUGCUGGAUCAACCUGGAGCGUCUCCGAAGUAG
Kockovaella imperatae is the source of this 1017-nucleotide messenger RNA. RefSeq lists its product as hypothetical. The transcript has a single exon. NCBI's taxonomy places the organism in Eukaryota, Fungi, Basidiomycota, Tremellomycetes, Tremellales, Cuniculitremaceae. The record is from RefSeq and is a predicted model, not a curated record. Bases 1 to 1017 code for a protein of 338 amino acids.